Anopheles moucheti is the source of this 9162-nucleotide messenger RNA. RefSeq names its product serine/threonine-protein kinase SIK2 (gene Sik2). NCBI's taxonomy places the organism in Eukaryota, Metazoa, Arthropoda, Insecta, Diptera, Culicidae. The transcript is spliced from 15 exons. Gene Ontology annotation, cellular component: cytoplasm. The coding region runs from base 392 to 4633 and encodes 1413 amino acids. Gene Ontology annotation, molecular function: tau-protein kinase activity; ATP binding; protein serine/threonine kinase activity. Gene Ontology annotation, biological process: microtubule cytoskeleton organization; intracellular signal transduction; protein phosphorylation. The record is from RefSeq and is a predicted model, not a curated record.
GGUGGAGAGUGCACAUGGAGUUUGGAGAAUACGAGUUCUUUAGUUUAAAAUGCACCCAUUGCAAUCAACAUUGGUGAAUAAUGUCGCCGGAGUGAAACUGAAUAAUGGAACACAUCUGCAACGGAGAAGUUGCCCAAUUUUGAAACGUUGCCCAUUUUGAGACAUGCCAAGAAUUUAACGGAGCACGACGCCAAGCACGGGAACGAACGAGUAACCGAAACCCGAAAAAAUCGUUUGUUCUAGGGCUUCAGUACCCGACCGGGCGUUGCGGUGAAAGUGUUUUGCGGGACAGAAUCGAUACACCGAUCAGUACGGUGGUGGAAUCGACGCCCGAAACGAGCCCAACCGCCGCCACCGACCGGGCGGAUCUUGCUGUUGCGAGACGCGACCGAUGGGCGAAUAUGGCACACUGGACACAAACACCAUCACCAGCAGUAGCAGUGCGUCCUCACUUACGUCAAUUCUGAUGCCGAUGCCGAUGUCGAUGGCAGCCGCCCCACCCACCUCCGCAGCAGCAGCAGCAGCAAUGUCGGUAACCGCUACCGGUAAACCGACCCCAUCCUGUUCCUCCACCUCGGCGGCACCCACCGGCGGUGUACCGUCCGUGGCGAUGGUACUGGCGGCCGCAGCAGCAGCAGCAGCAGCAAACACCACUACAACGAACCAAAUGCCGUGCAAUCACGUCCAAACCUCGGCGUCCUCGUCGUCGGUGGAAUCUGACAGCUACCAUUUUUAUCACAAAUCCGCUGCCGGUGGAACCGGUGGCAGUAACGGACUGGCCGGGGUCGGCGGUGGUACCGCCGGCGCCAGUUCCACCGUUGGCCAUCACCACAAUGGUGCGGGCGGGGCAGUGAAGGGCAGCGGGAGGGCUGGUACCGGUCACGAAUCUACGUCAUCGGCUGGUGGUGGUGGUGGUAUGCCACGGCCGUCCGUGGUGGCCGGUGGUGGCACCGGUAGCAACGGUGGUGGUUCGGGCGGUAGCGGACGAGUUAAGUGCAAGGAUCCGAUACGUGUCGGUUUCUAUGAAAUCGAGAAAACGAUUGGCAAGGGUAACUUUGCCGUGGUGAAACUGGCACGCCAUCGAAUUACCAAAAACGAGGUAGCAAUUAAAAUUAUUGACAAAUCCCAGCUCGAUCCUGGCAACCUGCAGAAGGUGUAUCGUGAGGUUGAGAUUAUGAAACGCUUAGACCACCCGCACGUCAUUAAACUGUACCAGGUGAUGGAAACGCAGAGCAUGAUUUACAUAGUCUCGGAGUAUGCUAGUCAGGGUGAAAUUUUUGAUUACAUCGCAAAGUAUGGACGACUUAAUGAACGCGCAGCUAGAAAUAAGUUUUGGCAGAUCUUAUCCGCCGUAGAAUAUUGUCACAAUAAGGGAAUAGUACACAGAGAUCUUAAGGCUGAGAAUCUAUUGCUAGAUUCUAAGAUGGACAUAAAAAUAGCGGACUUUGGGUUUUCCAACUUUUACAAAAAGGGCGAACUGCUUGCCACGUGGUGCGGUUCCCCGCCGUAUGCUGCCCCGGAGGUGUUUGAGGGUAAGCGCUACACCGGACCAGAAAUUGACAUAUGGUCACUGGGAGUGGUGCUGUACGUGCUGGUGUGCGGAGCAUUGCCUUUCGACGGAUCAACGCUACAGUCGCUCCGUGAUCGGGUACUGUCUGGCCGUUUUCGGAUCCCGUUCUUCAUGAGCUCUGACUGUGAAUCCCUCAUCCGGAAGAUGCUCGUACUGGACCCUUCCCGGCGGUUCUCCAUCGACCAAAUCAAGCGACACCGUUGGAUGAUGGUGGAGCUGAUCGACACACCGAAGAUUAGCAGUAUCGUCAUCAACGGCAAUGUCAGCGAAGUGAGUGCACUGGAAACGGAACCGAACGAGCAGAUAUUGAAGAUCAUGCAGAACCUGGGCAUCGAUAUUCUCAAGACGCGGGAAAGCCUCAAGCUUCACAGCUACGAUCACUACACGGCUUUCUAUUUGCUACUGUUGGAAAGACUGAAGAGCCGCACGAUGUCGCAUGAGAGUGGGAACGCUGUCGCUGGCUGCAUCGGUGGUGGAAAAUCGGCCAUACAUGAAACGCAACGCCGCCGUCCCAGUAACGUUGCCGAACAGGCAAUGCGAAAACUUGCGAUCAGUACGCAACACAAGGCUGACCAAUCCGGUUCCUCGCCGAAACAUCAGCAACAAAUCUCACCCGCAAUAUCGUCCGGUAUGAGCAAUCACAGUGCGGAAACGCUGCACGGUUUGCUGGGCGCACAGGUGGGCACGGGCGUAACCGGUGCGCUACCGUCAAUGGCACCCGGUGUUAUAAUGCUGCGCGAUACGAGCAUCCGCGAGCAGCAACCGGUGCUGAAGGAUAGCUCCUACUUUCGCGGUGUCUCGUAUACGUCCAGCUCGGGGUUUACGGAUGCGUCGCUCUACCAGCUGGCCUCGUUGCGGGAGCGUGACUGCAGCUCCACAUAUCUGACCGGGCCCGGUACGGUGGGGUUGCUACCGUCGUCACUAUCCUCGAACGUAGCGGCAACCCUGGCGGCUUCCGCCACAUCCCGCGAAGGCAGCUCGAUAGUGCUGCGCGAGUCGGGUAUCCUAUCCAACCGCAUCUCCUCGACGCGGCUGCUGUCGAGCAACAUCGACAAGCGUAUUCUGCAGCAAAGUACGGAGGAUUGUCGCCGGUUGCUGCAGCAGGCUCGUCCCGUGUCGAUGGGUGAAUCGAAUCGGUAUACGAAACCACCGUCCCAUUCACCGGUAAACAACGAUCUCCACCAAGCGUCCCAACCGCAACAGUCCACAGUAGCGCCCUCAAUACCCCAGUCGCAACGCUACUCGGAUCCGCUGAACGGCUUCAGCAAAGACUACCUAACGAACGCAUCGUCCGCAGCGAACGAAACCUCGAUCACUGUGCCGCCGUUCAAGGACUACAUCAACAACAUGCAGACCUAUUCGUACCUUCAGCAUUACGAACCGAACCUGACCGUUACCAGCUCGUCGGCGAGUGGUCACACAGCACCGCAGCCUACAUCCAUUACGGCACAGUACAGCUCCAGCACCGACGAGGGAUGUGAGACAGAUCUUGGAGACGAGGAUGUGCAACAAUCAAUCGACAAGUCAAUUCAGCGGCUCAACUCCUUCGCCAGCUCCAGUUCGUCCAGUGGAGUCGUCACCAACAUUCACCCGAAGAGCUUAAGUCAAAACCUGAGCUGCGAUUCAUCGCGCAGCAACUUUUCGACCUUCGAAAGCCUGGAUCUCAAUUUAUCCGAUUGUGCCGAGCUGGCCGGCAGCUUACCGUCCUGUACGGCCACAACGGAAGCGUAUGAUGGUGUAGCGAAAGAUGAAGCUUCAUUUCGUGCCGUCACAAGUUCGGCCUGCAUCAAUCAACCCCAGUGCGUGUACGCCAUGUCGGAUAAGGUGGUUAGCUCGUUCCUGAGAGCCAACACGGUGUAUCAGGAUGUGCAUAAUGGUGACCAUCGCAGUAUUACCCGUUCGCCCGUUGAUUUCCGCGAGGGUCGACGUGCCAGUGACGGGCUGGUUACACAAGGUCUUGUGCACGCAUCGGAGAAUCCGCUCAAUUCUCCGGUUGCGUUCAACAGCCAGCGGUUGAAUGAAACGUGCAAGGCGAAAGGUGUGCUGGAGCUGCAUCUGCUGCAGAAGGAGGCCGCCCAGCUGAAGGUGAAGUAUCAGGCGAACGUACCGCAGGAUGAGCUGAAUGUGCGCCAGCUGCAGCACAGCCAGUUCCGGGUGAACCCGCUCGAGGGUCUCAUCCUGAAGUCGCUGUCGGCCUCAUCGCACGGCAGCGCCUGCCUCGACCCGUCGAACGGUGGCAAUGCCGGCUACUACAACAAGGUGGCCGACUACGUUGGGCUGUCGCUCGGCAUGAAGGCGGCAACGGUGGCGGCUGCGGGUGGACCGACCGAGCAGAUGGGGAAACUCGAGGCGGAGCAGCUACUGCUGCGGGCAGGCGUCGCUCGCUCGGACCAGCUAAGUGCUGCCGCCGUACAGCAGCUGCAGCAGAAGCCUCCGCUGCAGCAGCAGCUCAUGCAGCACCGGUUGCUGCAGCAGAAGCGUCAGAUACUGCAGAAGCAGGGUGCGAUGGAGGCGGGCCUGAGCCGCAGACAGAUGCUGCGGCAGCACAGCUAUAAGAUCGCACAGCAAACGCAAAUCCUGCCGCCGCUACCGUACGGCGAGCUGGCCGAAUCGGUGGACGGUGCCGGGUAUCCGACGCUGCAGUCGGUACGCGAAACGGCCAUUCUCGAAACCGAACCGAGCCCGGGUUUGAAGGACCCGCUAGAUCUGUACACCCAUCUGCACGCGCACCAUUCGCACCUGCACCAUCAGCAGCAGCAGCAGCAGCAGCAGCAACAGCAGCAACAGCACGCCGCCGCACAUCUCGCGUCCGAUCGGGGCACGCUCUGCUCCUGGAGCACGUUGCCGAGUUCGAUGAAAACGUGCCAAAUAAGCGAAGGAACAUCCGCCACGGACAGCCCAUGGAAUGUGGCUGCCCUCUACCAUCAGAAUGUGCCGCCCGGCCCGUUAUAUGCCGCAUCGCAAUGGAUCACACCGCACACGUCCACGAUCCAGCACUCACUGCAACUGCCGCUGAGCGAAAGCCCCAUACCGGAGCUUGCCGAGCAGAUGGAGUCUAUUUGAGCGGUGGGAGUGUUUUCGUUUCCGUUCCGUUUUUGGUUGUGGAGUUGCAAGCAACGCCAUAGCGACGACGGGCUGAGGUUGGGGGGCUGUAUGGCGAAAUUAAGCGCUAGUUCGAUGAUAGCUAGAUGAUUAGUACGUGCUGCAAGAUAGUAAAUUUGGUCUAAAGGCGGUUAAACACCUCUUGGACAGCGCUUUCAGGAUAAAUUGGACAAUAGCGAGCGUUCGUUUGGCUUGCGGGCUGCGGAAAGUUUCUUCUCGCUGGGUCACGGGGUAGCUUUGUUUUUUUGCUGCUAGCCACAAACACGAGUUCUUCGGAUAGGUAGAUAAAUUUUGAGGCGUGUACCGGGACAGCAGCCCAAUUAUCGUAUUCUCGUCAAAUUACUGCGAAGCGAAACAGGCAUGCUGUAUGCAUUGCUGUAACAAGUCAACACGAGACUGGUCAAACGUCAAUUUUAUGAAAUUGAAAUAACGUAAUCGAAGCGGUGUAAAGUAAACAUUAAUAGAACAUAGAACAAAACGAAUACAAUAUUGCAAACAUACAAAUUACAAUCAUAUACUCGCAUAAACAAAAAACAAAACCAUACACCCCUUAGAGCCCUAGAGCACACCCUUCGCCACAGAGAGAUAGAGGAGCGUUUAGUGAACUGUUUUGGUUUUACAAGAACUUCGAGCAAACAGGGUGGUUGUAGCUAAUACUUCGUAUCCAACUAUUCGAAUCGCUCCAUGAGCUAAAGCUCCCGCGACUGAUCAACUUCACUAACGGGAAUAUCGAUAGGCAAAUAAACAGCUUACUGUGGAAGGCAAUUUUAUCGUAGUUGGGAAGCGGUGACCCACCCCCCACGGGAGAACCGGCGCACCCAGGCAGAUCAAACUUGAGCUUUUUGUUGUUUGAUCUGGCAUUAUUCGGCGAUGGUUGUAUCGUUUGUUUUAUUCACGCGCAUGGCAGUGGUUGUUCUGGAUUUACAUUUACGAUGUGAUACUCUACGAAUCUAGUCGAUAAAUGAUUGAUAUAGCAAUGGUGUCCAGCAGCAAGUCCAACGAGAGGGCGCAUCUUUUGGGCCCCGUAAGAUGUGGGCCGUACCGCUUCAGGGAAGCGCCAUCAAAUUGUAUUACGAGAUUGCGUGUUAUGCUGCAAUCCGGUAAAGGUAAUUUAGUUAUGGUUUUCUCGUGUCGUAAUCGUGUAAUCCUAAUUUAUAGUUAAUUUUCGUUUUAGAAAAUUUUUAUAAAAUAAAACUGCCUGCCAUCGUCAAAGUAAUGUUUAGGCUUUAGUCGUUCUGUAAGCCAAUAAUGUUUUUUUGUAUUGAGCAAGAAAUUAGGGAGGGAAUGAGCGAGAGAGGGAGAGAGAAAGAGAGAAAAGUUGUAACGAAGUAAAUAAUUACGAAAGUUUUUGUUUUGUAAUUAAAUGUAUUUUGUUUUAUUUUAGUUUUAAUUGUUUAAUUAAGUUAGUCAUUCCAGUACGUGUACGAUCAUGUAAGAGAUUUUAAUGAAGAAAUGAGGAAGUAUACAAUUUGUGCACUAUUCUGUUUUUGUUGUUGGUAUAGUAAUGGAAGGUUUGAGCGAAGAUGCGUCAAUUUAUCUCAAACAAUCGCACCCGUAAACAAUUCAGCAUCCAGCGUGUUAAAAGAAAAAAAAAAUAACACAACAUGUCUGCAAGUUUUACUACCAAUCAGGUUUUGUUUUUGUUUUUGCCAAUCCUUUGGGCCGUUUGCGAUCCGAAUCGCGCCUUACAGCACGCUGUAGUUCGUUCACAACAGUAGCAAACACAUUAAGCGAAUAACGUACCAACUGCCAAGCAUUUACACAUAACAAAAAGAAGAACAGAAAACCUAUAUAACGUAUCGAUGUCGCUUUUUUGUCGCUGAAAGAGAUGGCGCGAAUUUUGUAGAGCUUUUAGUACUGCAGACGGGCACCACCGUAGCAAUCAGCCAGCGUUGUGAAGUUUGUGAAUGACUUUCGAUCUAAUCGUGCAUCGAUAGAACACAUCGAAGCUGUAUUCGCCGAACGUAUUCAACCGUGUGCCCCGCCACUAGUGUGCGAAGGCGAAGAUUAGUGCAUUUUCAUGAAGAGACAGAGAGCAGCAAAUAAUGAUUCAUCAUCGUGUGUCGGUGUCAGGCGUCAGGAAUUUACUUAUCUUAUACUGUGUAAACACGAAGCAAUGCGAACAAACGAAUAACCAAGGGACCGGAUGUCGGUUUGAACGAAAGAAAUUUAGUAAAGCUAGAAUCACAUACACACACACACUCACACAUACAUUCUCACGUACAAUAAUUCCCAGGCAAAACAUGCUUGAAAAAUAUCCAAAAUAAAAAUGGAGAACAACCAUGUAAAAAAAAAAAACACCUGCCACGUGUGGAGCAAACAGCACUGACAGGAAGGUGCGAAACCAAACACGCGUCAAAAAGUGGAAAUGCCGCCAAUUCAAUAUAUCUAGUCAUAUCAACCAAUACACACGUGCAUAUAAUACAUAUUACGAAACGAGAACAAAAAAAACAAGCAACAAAACAAAAAUCAUUAUCAUACCAGGCCAGUACGGUCGAUGUACCAGAAGUUACAUUUCAUCCUUUCGAUAGCGGAGCGACAUAUUCAUAUAGGAACGAGGGCACUAGUGGUCAAACCAACCAAAACCAAAUACCAUUGUAGCGGCGUGGAGAGUGAAAGCGUAGAUUUCGUAGUAAUUACACAUACAGCCUAGUUCAAGGGUUUAGCGUCGUCCACAUUUACUCUAGUCAAAAGUAUGAAACUGUACGAAGAGAGAAGUUGGCGGGAAAAGUCACAUACACACUGACACGUAUUAGAAAACAAUGGCUCCCCCUUGCGGGAAGGGAGAGCACAACAAUAGUAAAGUGCGCUUGAGUGUAUGCGCCCUCUAGCAUCUAGAGUAGCAACCAUAUGCAAUCAAUACUGACAACGAGAGUGAAACAAUCGUUUGAUAACAAUUUGCACAUUGGAUCACGGUACAUGUGGGAGUUAGUGUGUAUGUGUGUGUGUGCGGAGGUGUAUGUGUGUUUGAUUGAGAUAUUGCGUUAAUCUCGAAACACUCGCCAUCAACCGUCCAACAUACGAUGCCGAAUGUGGACGAUGACAGUUUAAUGAACAAACGACCAGGCGUCUCCAUGAGCACUCUUGGAUUGGCGGGAAAAUUUAUGGGUUGUGUUGAAAGCAUCACAGCCUAAAGAAGAGCGAUAGAAGAAGCUUAAUGCGUUUUUCACGUGAACCACACACACACACACACACACGCACGCACACACAAGCACAUCAUGUGAAAUGUGCAAUAUUUUUCGAUUAGCGAGCGAAAGUGUAGAAUAGGAUUACAAUUUUGGGUCUAUUAAAGCGCGACCAGCGUUGGUUGGUACACUUGGGACCGCUGGCACACGAUGUACGCUGUAGAUAGUGUUGUGGUACGCAUCGUAACGAAUAAUCAUGAUAAUGGCAUUACAUUCAAUUAAAUCUCCUCCCCCCCGCCCCCUUAAAAAAAAGGCAUCGGGUAGAAAACAUUUAGUCGCUAUAAAACUACAGGAAUCGUGUCUAUAGGGACAAGCGGUUUUGUUCAACUGUUAGCAAAUGAAGCAACCAAUAAAGAAAAAAUAAGGUAAAUAGAUAAUGUCCGAACGUAUUUCGUUAGUGGAAAAAAACAGAAACAGAAAAAAAACACUUAGAGAGACAUUGGUGGAGUAGCGAAAAAUUAGUGUAGCGCAGCAAAAAAGUAUUAGCAAAAGCAGCAUUUUGAGUGUGUGUGUUUGUGUGCGUCUGUGUGCAAGUGCCCGACACUGGUUUGCAAAUUGUGCAUCCAAUACAAUCGACCGUUCAUGCAUGUUCCACCAAAGGUAUGCACAAAAACACGACAAAACAAAAUUCGAGCAAGAGCUUUUGAAUGUCUACAUUCGAAAGCUGCAGACAAAGGAACCAAAACACACUCACUUGGCUAUCUAAAACGCGUAAACAAAAAUAAACAGGAUGCGAAUAUCCUUUCAAGCCGAUCUCCGAAAUGCAGUUCGUUGGGGAAAAACUGGAAAAAAUGGAACCAUCAUUAUCUCGUCACUUUACGUACAACAAACUCACAAAUACAUAUACAAUAGCAGCCUAAACAUAAUAAACAAAGCGGGAGAGAAAGAGAGCAAAAUCCCACUACAAAACAGUCAAUCGCAGGUGAUAACAGAACAUAGACAUUUGUGCUCCACGGGGGAAGGAAGAUCUAGCGGAAGUUGAAAAACGGAUGACACGACAUUGAACUAGACGAGCGGGAAAGUACGUGCAAUGGAAAUUGAAGGCGGGAAAGUUGCGUGGUAAAGCAAGAAAAUGGACGCAAAGGUGGUAAUACAAGUGGGAUGUGAACGAACACAUAUUGGUUAUUUAGUAACAUUACAUUUACAGGAAACGAAAACAAUAACAUUACCCUAGAUCAUGUUUGUAAGGAAAGCAAAAACCGAGAAAAAUACAAUUAAACCGUAGACUAGUUAUAAAUUACUUGAUAUACAUUUUUUUCACAAGAAAAUAUACUUAUAAUCACGGACAAAUAAAGAAAUAUUGUG